Darwinula stevensoni is the source of this 3930-nucleotide messenger RNA. NCBI's taxonomy places the organism in Eukaryota, Metazoa, Arthropoda, Ostracoda, Podocopida, Darwinulidae. The record is from the annotation of a GenBank genome assembly.
CUCUAUAGGUCAUGUCUCUUUGAGAGAAUAGUGUCAUCAAUAUGCAGAGACAGCAUCACCUUGUGCAAUGGUCACUUUCAGGUGAUAAUCUGGAAGCCAUGAAGUCUAUAGGUUAACUAUCACUACCAUGAAUCAGAAUGGCAGGGGAAGACAUGAAUGAUUUAUCAGUUGAUUCAAAUUUCUUCAAAGAUGUUGUGUAUUACACCACAGGGACAGUGUCACCAAAGGUUCUUUCCCUGCUGUCAGAUGGUGGAGCAAGGAAGUAUAACUACCUGUGUGAGUUGAUCACCCAUUGCAUAGCAGGAUCUGAUGCUGCUCAGAGCAGUGAAAUUGAAGAGGCCAGAGAAAUAUACGAAAAGCCAGACCAGAACAAUCGGGACAAAGUCAGAUCACAGUCUUCUCAUCUUUCCUCCAUCAAUCUCCAAGAUAUGACUAAUGUGAUGUCUUUAUUGCAUACUAAUGGUGAAAAAACCCAACCAUUUCUCAUGGGAGAGGAGGACCUCUUCUCCAAAGUUACUGCUUAUAUAGAGGGAGUAGAGGAGUCAGAUAAGCAGGCACUUUGGGCUCAUGUAACCUUCCAUGGAGGAAAAUGCCUCAAAGCUUAUUCCUCCAAGUGCACCCAUCUCAUCCUCGCCAAACCAGAAGGGGAAGCAUAUGAAGCAGCAAUGAAAAGUGAGAUGGUCACAGUUGUGACUCCUGACUGGGUAAUUGUAAGUUGCCAGGAAAAGAAGCUUUCUGACUCUGCUAUUUACCACCCCAAGCUUCUUGUAUUUCCAAAGGAGCCUAGUCCUGAACCUGCAAAGCAAGAGUCUCUGUUAUCUACAGCAAGCAUAUUAGGUUUUGAAGCAGAGGAGAAACCCAAGUAUGAAACACCUACUCAAUGUAGUAAGUCCAUAGAGGAGAAAAAAUUGGAAGAAUUGCGACAAAGAAUGCCCUGGAACCUUCCCAGUACUCCACCUCAGCGACCUUCCAUGGAGAUUUCAGGGACUCCUCGAAUGCCAACACCUCAACAGAUUCCAAAGCCUGAGCAGCCACGUGCAGGGCAUUUGCCUCAACAGAGAUGGUCCUCACAAGUGGCUCAACAGACACAACAGUUGCACCCUCAACAGCGGUACAUGCAGCAGCGUAUACAGCAGCAGCAAAGACCACAAGGACCUCCACUUGUGCAAGGGCAAACACAACAGUGGAUCGUCCAGGAAUCAGGAAUGAAGCACAUGCAACAGCCAUAUGUGCCUCGACAACAAACCAUGUCUCAGGAGGCUUCCACACCAGUAUCAGGAGUCACUCACUUUGGACCUGGGCCUGGGCCUGGGCUCAGUCCAGGACAGCAACAGAAUCCAAUACCAACUCCUAUGUGUGAUGGACAACCUCAGCCUCAAGGUCAUUCAGUUCCAAGUGGCAUUCUAGGACCUUCCCAACAUGUAGCUGUUCAGCCAACUAUGGCCCCAGGUCAAGCUCCUGUAGUACAUGCCAAGACUAAGACUGCCCUGGCAAAUUUGUUGAGCCAUCGACUUGCUCCCCCUCAUCAUACUUUGGGUGUGAAGGCUGUUGCUGAAAACUCAGCUGCUGAUCUCAUGACCACUAUUCAGCAUGGUCAGCAACAAAUUCAGCAAGCUCAGCAGGCAAGUCAUCCGCUUGGCAUGGCUUGGCAGUCCUGCCCUGAUCUUUGGUUGCUAGCUCUUUCUUUCACUCUUCAGUUCUUGAUCACUAUGACCAUCCAUAAUAAGUUGUUUCUUCAGCAACCACAGGAGCUGCUAGAUCCUCCAAUGCAUGCUUUCUCACCAUUUUGCCAACAAGGGCUAGCUGAUAGCCAAUUGGCAACCUAUCAGCAGCACUCCCCAAGUGGCCAGAGGUUGACUUUAGGGGUUGGACCAGUUGGAGUUCCUGUUACAAGCACAUCCCCAAGGAUGCCUAUUGGGCCCCAGUCCCAACCAAUGCGUCCUGUUCUGCGAGUUCAGCAACCUGCCAUUAGAAUUGGAAUUCCUUCCACCAAUCAACCAAGAAGUGCCCCGGUCCAUGUCCCCAAAGUUCAGUUUUAUGGACAUGAAUUAAACAUAAAACUUCCUCCAGAUCUCUUCCUGCUGGGGUGCGUGUUCUGUAUCAUUGCUGAUGACGAGUUCAUUGUUAAGAAUCAUUCCAAGAUUUGCAAAGUGAUAGCUGCACAUGCUGGUGAGGUUCAAGAACAAUAUUCUCCUUCUGUCACCCAUCUCAUCUGCUCAUACCUCAAGCAUCCUGCUGCCACAAGAGCAUUACGGGAUGGGAAGCGAGUUGUCAGUCUGCGAUGGCUGAAUGACGUAAUGGAAGAGAAGACUCUGAUGCCCCCUUGGCAGGCUCUGCAUUUCCCUUUACCUAUGAGUCAAGGACAACAUCCUCUAAGACGCCUUGUUAUGUCAUCUACGGGAUUUCAAGGCCAGGAGAAAAGGAGAGUCAUGCAGAUGAUUAAGGCCCUUGGUGCAAAAUAUACACAAUAUUUCUCACAGCAUAAUAGCAUUCUCAUUUGCAAGAAACCUGAAGGUACAAAAUUCAAGAAAGCUCGUGAAUGGAAGAAGCCAGUGGUGAAUGUUGCAUGGUUGAAUGAACUCCUCUUGGGGCACUUUGCUGCUCUCAACUUCCCAUGGAAUCCAAAGUAUCAACUCUUCAACAAUGAGGAUAUCUUUCGAAUUGAUUACUUGCUGGCUCCUGAACUCAUGGCACCCUGGAAGCAGCCAAUUGAAGUUACUCAGGAAGUGCUCCGUCGCUUCAAAGCUCAGCCCCCACCCAAAUUGCUCAAACGCAAAAGGCCAUUGGAGCAGCAAGGGAACAUUCAAGAAAUUGCAAGCAAGAGAGUGAAACUGGAAUUGCCUCCUCUUCCUGAGGAGGAUGGGAAGCCCCAUCCCUGUGUUACUUUCUCUUGCUUCCAAGAUGCAGAAGCCCUCCAGUCCCUCAUGAAGAAAAUGUUCGGCCUUGGAGUUCAUGUUGAUAUGACAGGAGCCAAUGCCACUCAUCUGGUGAUGGAAAGAGUUGCUAGAGUCCCAAAACUCAUGUGUGCUCUAGCCAGAUGCACAUAUAUUGUGACUAAACAGUGGGCAGAGGACUCUGUUGCUCAAGGGAGACUCAUAGAUGAGGCACCAUACAUAGUGUCUGAUCCUGUCUUUGAGAAGAAGUUCAACUUCAGCAUCAAGUUAGUUCUGUCAAGGCCUAGACCUCAGAGGAUGGAAUUAUUCAAGGGUCUCACUUUUUACCUGACUCCUUCCAUUAUCCCUACUCCUGUGCAAAUGACCCUGAUCAUUGAAAGUGCUGGAGGGAUUGUGAAGAAGCAGAGGUCAUCUGUGAAGAAAAUCAAGGAAAUGAACCGUACUGGCCUGAAUUACAUAAUCAUAUCUUGCCUUGCUGAUAUGCAUAUGCUCAGCGAAGUUACAAAGGCACACAUUGAUGUUUUCCAUGUGGAAUUCGUCCUGGGGGCCAUCAUGAAGCAGAAGAUCACUUAUGACUCCCUUUACUACAUUCAUUAGUGCCUUUUUUAGCUUGAUGCAUCCACAAGAGCCUUUGCAUUCUGCUCAUUUCAAGACACCCAGCAGGUUUUGUUUGAAUCCAGUCAGGAUUCAUUCAAUUAGGAUUGUUUAUUGCCUUCUUUGAGGUACAAGAGAAGUUCACUGUUAUUUCAUAUCCAUGGCAUUAUUGUUCUUUUGUGGUUGUCUUGGCCUUUGUGUUAUUGCAGUGAAUAUGACUUUGCUGUAGAAUCUUUUUUUGCUGAGUGUUCAUGCUGUCUGGAAACAGAAGUCUUUUUCAUAUUUAUUGCAUUUUGAGCAAGAGAAGCCUACAGAUGCCUGAGGAUGUUACAGAUACAUGGAGCAGAAAUGAUCCAUGUAGUCAAUUUAUCUCUGUGAUCUUUACAUGCAAGUAAAAGGAGUUCCUGUUGGGUUGCUGGUGACCAUGAGAAAUAAAAGUCAC